Messenger RNA from Sinocyclocheilus anshuiensis, 763 nucleotides. RefSeq names its product metalloproteinase inhibitor 2-like. Gene Ontology annotation, biological process: negative regulation of endopeptidase activity; response to cytokine; negative regulation of membrane protein ectodomain proteolysis. Lineage: Eukaryota; Metazoa; Chordata; Actinopteri; Cypriniformes; Cyprinidae. Gene Ontology annotation, molecular function: protease binding; metalloendopeptidase inhibitor activity. The coding region runs from base 105 to 749 and encodes 214 amino acids. The record is from RefSeq and is a predicted model, not a curated record. The transcript has 5 exons. Gene Ontology annotation, cellular component: extracellular matrix.
UAUAAGACUGCCACAGCGGUUGCAGAGAGAAGGAGAUCACUACAGACGGACAGAGGAACACAAGAAGCGUCUUUGAUAUAGCUGAUCAUUUCUCUUGCGUGAGCAUGUCUGCUGCUGUGACUCUAGCGCUGCUGUUCUUCUUCUCUGUGGCACUGAAGGAGGUCAAGGGCUGCAGCUGUGCUCCAGGACACCCGCAGCAGCUCUUCUGCAUGUCUGACAUAGUGAUGCAAGCCGAGGUAACUGGGGAGAAGAUCAUACACAGCGGUGGAAUUAUACCUGGCAUGGGAAAAAUUCAAUAUAAAAUCCAAGUGAUAGAGGUGUUCAAGGGUUUUGACAGAAUAAAUGAAAUUCAGCAUGUCUAUACGCAUGAGAUGUCUUCAAUGUGUGGGACCAAACUGGGCCGUGGACAGUAUCUGCUUUCAGGAAGCAUCACACCUGAGGGAUUCUUCGUGUCAAUGUGCGACUAUCUUGAGCUCUGGAACAAACUCUCCUUAAUGCAAAAAGAGAACCUCAAAUACAGAUAUCUGAUGGGCUGUACCUGCAUGAUCUCUACCUGCAUUGAAAAGCCCUGUCAACCCAGCACCAAAAAUGAGUGUAUACUGACAGACUGGUCAUACUUAUGGCCAUUUGAGGACGGAAAAUCGGUUCAUGAGUCUGCCUGCAUCAGACACAGCGAUGGCUCCUGCGGCUGGUAUGAAGGAACUGGCAAACCUUCUGAGAAUGACACCAUGAACGUGUCUGAAGUCUGACGGCCGAGAGCAGG